Ictidomys tridecemlineatus (thirteen-lined ground squirrel) is the source of this 1558-nucleotide messenger RNA. RefSeq names its product argininosuccinate synthase 1 (gene Ass1). Lineage: Eukaryota; Metazoa; Chordata; Mammalia; Rodentia; Sciuridae. Gene Ontology annotation, molecular function: ATP binding; argininosuccinate synthase activity. The record is from RefSeq and is a predicted model, not a curated record. Gene Ontology annotation, cellular component: cytoplasm. Gene Ontology annotation, biological process: L-arginine biosynthetic process; urea cycle.
AGGAUCCCGGGCGGUUCAGUCUGCGAAGACAGAUUCCGGACACCAGGAACCCACGCCUCCAGUCCCAGACAUGUCCGGGAAAGGCUCCGUGGUCCUGGCCUACAGUGGCGGCCUGGACACCUCUUGCAUCCUUGUGUGGCUGAAGGAGCAAGGCUACGACGUCAUCGCCUACCUGGCCAACAUCGGCCAGAAGGAAGACUUCGAGGAGGCCAGGAAGAAGGCGCUGAAGCUCGGGGCCAAGAAGGUGUUCAUUGAGGACGUCAGCAGGGAGUUCGUGGAGGAGUUCAUCUGGCCUGCCGUCCAGUCCAGCGCGCUCUACGAGGACCGCUACCUCCUGGGCACGUCGCUGGCCAGGCCCUGCAUAGCCCGCAAGCAGGUGGAGAUCGCCCAGCGCGAGGGAGCCAAGUACGUGUCCCACGGCGCCACAGGCAAGGGCAACGACCAGGUCCGUUUUGAGCUCACCUGCUACUCACUGGCGCCCCAGAUUAAGGUCAUCGCUCCCUGGAGGAUGCCCGAGUUCUACAAUCGCUUCAAGGGCCGCAAUGACCUGAUGGACUACGCCAAGCAACACGGAAUUCCCAUUCCAGUCACCCCCAAGAACCCCUGGAGCAUGGACGAGAACCUCAUGCACAUCAGCUACGAGGCUGGAAUCCUGGAGAACCCCAAGAACCCAGCGCCUCCAGGACUCUACACAAAGACCCAGGACCCAGCCAAAACCCCCAAUACCCCUGACGUCCUGGAGAUAGAAUUCAAGAAAGGGGUCCCUGUGAAGGUGACCAAUGUCAAGGAUGGCACCACUCACCAGACCUCCUUGGAGCUCUUCAUGUACCUGAAUGAAGUCGCGGGCAAGCACGGUGUGGGCCGCAUCGACAUUGUGGAGAACCGCUUCAUUGGAAUGAAGUCCCGAGGUAUCUACGAGACCCCAGCAGGGACCAUCCUUUACCACGCUCAUUUAGAUAUCGAGGCCUUCACCAUGGAUCGCGAGGUGCGCAAAAUCAAACAGGGCCUGGGCCUGAAAUUCGCGGAGCUGGUAUACACUGGUUUCUGGCACAGCCCUGAGUGUGAAUUUGUGCGCCACUGCAUCGCCAAGUCCCAGGAGCGGGUGGAAGGGAAGGUGCAGGUGUCCGUCUUCAAGGGCCAGGUGUACAUCCUCGGCCGGGAGUCCCCACUGUCUCUCUACAAUGAGGAGCUGGUGAGCAUGAACGUGCAGGGUGAUUAUGAGCCCCUGGAUGCCACCGGCUUCAUCAACAUCAACUCCCUCAGGCUGAAGGAAUAUCACCGGCUCCAGAGCAAGGUCACCGCCAAAUAGAGCCAAAUAGGCCUGCUGACAGGAGGAGCAGGGCCUCCUCACUCUGCCCUUGCCCAAGUACAGGCGCUAAUUGUUGUGAUCAUUUGUAAUUGUGACUUGUUCUCCCGGCCUGGCAGCCUCGGAGGGUUGCCCUGGGCCCCAGCUUUGUUCCCUGGUCCCUUGUAGCCUGAAAAAGUGGUCAUUGAAGAGAAGGGUGGGGGUGGCUGCAGGGGGGGAGCUCUGAAAUGACAAAUAAAAAAAAGAUAUGUC